Molecule: messenger RNA, 2330 nt
Organism: Girardinichthys multiradiatus
Lineage: Eukaryota; Metazoa; Chordata; Actinopteri; Cyprinodontiformes; Goodeidae
Gene: capza1b
Product: capping actin protein of muscle Z-line subunit alpha 1b
Exons: 10
Coding region: 74-1021 (315 amino acids)
Biological process (GO): barbed-end actin filament capping; actin cytoskeleton organization
Cellular component (GO): actin cortical patch; F-actin capping protein complex
Molecular function (GO): actin filament binding
Source: RefSeq, a predicted model, not a curated record
UUGCCCUUCGCCGCUUGUAAAGUUAUAGACAAAGUAACGUAAGUACUUGUUUAGGCGAGAUUUAAACACAGGAAUGCCCUUUUCUGUUUGUGAGUGUCAGCGGCUGCGCUGGAUCUGUCCGUCAGCAUGGGUAAGUGGGGUCACAUUACAGGAAGCCAAGAUGGCUGACUUUGAGGAGCCGCUGUCAGAUGAAGAGAAGGUCCGCAUAGCAGCCAACUUUGUGACUCAUGCUCCACCUGGAGAGUUCAAUGAGGUCUUCAAUGAUGUUCGGCUUCUUCUCAAUAAUGACAACCUCCUCAGAGAGGGGGCUUCACAGUCUUUUGCCCAGUACAACAUGGAUCAGUUUACCCCUGCCAAAAUUGAAGGAUAUGAGGAACCUGUCCUGAUCACAGAGCAUGGUGACUUGGGUCAGGGAGGUUUCCUGGACCCCCGUAACCGUUUAUCGUUCCGCUUCGAUCACUUGAGAAAAGAGGUCAGUGAUGUGCAUCCCUACGACGGAGAGGGGGCUCUGAGAAGCUGGAGAGAUGCCUGCGAUACUGCCCUUAGUGCCUACAUCAAAGAGCACUACCCUACAGGAGUCUGUACGGUUUAUGAGAAAACAGUUGAUGGUCAGCAGACAGUUAUAGCCUGCAUUGAGGGACAUCAGUUUCAGCCCAAAAAUUUCUGGAAUGGUCGCUGCAGGUCUGAGUGGAAGCUCACUCUUGGACAGUCCACUGCUCAUGUGGUUGGAGUUUUAAAAAUCCAGGUGCAUUAUUACGAAGAUGGGAAUGUCCAGCUGGUCAGCCAUAAGGAAGUUGAAGACUCAGUACCCAUGACUAAUGAAAGCCAAACUGCGAAGGAAUUUGUUGACAUCAUUAAGAAUGCGGAAAACGAAUACCAGACUGCAAUUAAUGAAAACUACCAGACCAUGUCUGACACGACCUUCAAGGCCCUGCGUCGCCAGCUUCCUGUCACACGCACCAAGAUCGACUGGAAUAAGAUCCUAAGUUACAAAAUUGGCAAGGAGAUGCAGAAUGCCUAGAGGAAAAGGGUCAGGGACUCACCAGGAUGAUGCACACUCCCAUGGGCUCACACCCCGUCUAUAUAUGCGCAGGGACUAACCAAAGCAUAACUAUAUUAAUAUGGAGGAAGGAAGUAAAAUAAAAAAUAACUCAAUGUUUGCAGACUGUUGGGCACAGAUAUGUCUGCUGUAAGGAAAGUGUUGGUAUUAUAAAAAUAAUGAUAAUUGUUUUUGCAAAAAGGUGUUAUAUUUGGAUCUGUGUUGGGACAAUGUGCAGUGCUGUGCUCAGGGCUGCUUCAUUAGAAAAAAAAAACUGUUGUCUCUGUUUAAGGAAUCACUGAACUCCAUAACUUCAGGUAAAUGAAAUUCAGAUAUUUGUCUUAGAGAAACUGAUACUGAGCUCCAUUCAGAGUUUCUGCUCUCCGCACGCAGCACAAAGCAGCAGAUGACAUAAAUCAAGCACACAGUUUCAUAUCAGUGUUUGACUUUGGUAGAACAUGAGUUUUCCGAGGGUUUCUUUAUUUGUCAUUGUUUACUUUGCCUGGUUGAACUGAAAAUCUGCUUCAUUAGUGGAAUUGUAAUAUGGCCAGGAAAGGUAAUUGCUGUUAGGUUACAGAAGGUUAGAAGUAUUUCUUCUCUGUAUUACAUAAUCCAAAUGAACUACAUAGCAUUUAAAUACAGCACAAAACCUGACACAGCCCUGUUGUACAAGUGCUCCGACAGCUAUAUGUUUGUCUUUCUGGUCUGAGGAAAAGUUCACUUGUUUUCUCAAUUGAGCUCCACUUAUCUCUCUGUUCAUGCAAGUUGUGAUGACAGAAAUAAGAUAAAGCCACCUCUGUUCUGCAUCCAUUAAACACCAUGUUCUCUCUUUUUGGUAUCAACUUUGCUGUAAAUCUUUUUCCUUUUUUUACAAAGGAAAACAUCGUCAUAUUAACCAAAAUUGAUUUGCCAAAAUCUCUUUCCUAUGGUAAAGAACUCCAUCUUCCUGCUCAUGUGUGUAAAAUUUCUAUUUUAAUAUGCUGUCUUUUUGUUUGGAGUCUUAGUACAUUGCACUCUUAAUUGUCCAACCUGUCUAGAAGUCGAUGCCAAGUGGAUGCAAAGCAGUCACUAUAUGGCAAGAUAAUAUACUGUAAAUGAAGUGUGACUCCUAGACAACAUCAUUUUCUGGUCUACAUGUCUUACGAGAAGACUGACUCCUGAUCAGUUUCUUGUUAGCUAUGCUAUGUGCUGUGUUCGAACGUCAUUAUAUAAUACAACUGUGUGCCGAUCAGCUAUAAAGUUUAAGAGUGUACUGCCCCAUCCUGUUCAAAUAAACUGACAUACAAUCCAA